CGCCCAACUCUUCUCCUCCUUCCAUCCACCCAUACCUCAAUCCGCCCCCCCUCACUUCGUCCGAUCCACUGCAUCUCAUAGAAUUGUCUCUGACCGGCCUGUAAGGCUGCUAUCAUCUCCUCCCCGCGUAAGCGCCACGAUGGAAGACUACGACAUGGAAUCCCCACAUGCCGGCCAGGACGCACUCCGGCAUCCGCGACACAGCAAGAGCCAGCGCGCGAAGAAUAGCCACCCCAGCUCGCCUCCUCAGCGCUCUUCAAGUCCUCGCUACGCCUACUCGGAUGUCGCUAGCGAGCGCGGUGACAUGGAUGUGGAUGACGAGAUCGACGAGCUCCUCUCGGACGAUGCGCGGGGGGGCGAAGAUCGCGGUGACGAUGAGGAAGAAGACGACGGCGGUGAAGCCGGCAAAGCCGAUGGGCAGCGCAAUUGUUUAUGGGAAGGCUGCGGCGAGGUCCUUGAGGACCAGGCUGAACUAGUCAAGCACGUGCAAGAUGCGCAUAUCGGCACAGGGCGACAGCCGUACGCGUGUCUCUGGACGACGUGUUCUCGAGUCGGACAGCGACAGGCAAGCCGACACGCGCUGCUGACACACAUGCGCUCACACACUGGCGAGAAGCCAUACGCAUGUCCCGAGCCUGGCUGUGGGCGUACGUUUACCCGCUCUGAUGCGAUGAACAAGCACGUCAAGUCGAUCCACGCGCCUGGCGCGCGCCCAAGAAGGCGCGAAGAGGUGGUGAUCGAUGCCGAGGAGCCGACCAAUGCGGACCGUGACCUGGCCAAGGAUGACGACUUGGCCGAGGUAAUCGUGCGUCUGCGCUCCCGCGAUCGCGUGCACUUCAAGCCUGCGAAUGCGGAGGAGGAGGCUGCAAUGCGGUACAUGCGCGAAACGCGGCCGGGCGGGGCGCCGGCGCGCAACCGCCGUGGACGCAAGAAUGCGGUGUCAGACAGCGAUGAGUUCGACGAAGGCGCCGGCAAGAAGUAUCCCAACAAGCGCAAGGUCGAAGGGUACCUCAUUGACCAGGGCGACAACGAGGUGCCUAUGAUGAGCCGUUCGCGAUGGCAAGCAAAAUACGUCAUGGCCAAGGCCAAGCUCAUGCUUGUUGACGAGGAGAACAAGAUGCGCCGCGACGAGCUGGCCUUCUGGGAGGCUGAAGAGGCUCGCACAAUGGCCCUGUUGGGUCUCAGCGGCCCUCCGCGUCCCGUCGACGUUCCCAAUUCGGCUGAGUCUGAGCCACGCCACUCAGAACCCCGCGCCGAACGCCAGCCCGCUGCCCGCCGCCCGCCACAUUCGCGUCGUAGCCGAGGAAACGCGUCGCCUGAGCCCAACAGACGAGCGAGCGGACACCGUGGCCCCAAGCACGAGCCGGUGACCCUGGACGAUGAGCUGUACGAGGCGGCUAUGGGAUAGAGGUGGAAGCAUGUAGAGCAGCGACAACUAUUGUAGCACACAUAUGGCAGUGGAUUCCGAGUGUCUUGUAGAGGUGCAUGUAAACGUGACCUCCUCGGUCAUUUGCUAG
Messenger RNA from Cutaneotrichosporon oleaginosum, 1517 nucleotides. RefSeq lists its product as uncharacterized. Lineage: Eukaryota; Fungi; Basidiomycota; Tremellomycetes; Trichosporonales; Trichosporonaceae. The record is from RefSeq and is a predicted model, not a curated record. Gene Ontology annotation, biological process: regulation of transcription by RNA polymerase II. Gene Ontology annotation, cellular component: nucleus. Gene Ontology annotation, molecular function: DNA-binding transcription factor activity, RNA polymerase II-specific; RNA polymerase II cis-regulatory region sequence-specific DNA binding.